Molecule: messenger RNA, 2085 nt
Organism: Pieris macdunnoughi
Lineage: Eukaryota; Metazoa; Arthropoda; Insecta; Lepidoptera; Pieridae
Source: the annotation of a GenBank genome assembly
AUGUAUAUAACCUUGGAAAGGGUAACACGCUCAGCUAUAGAUCCAUCAUCACGAAAUGGCGUUGAUGAGGCGUCAGAAUUGCCAGAAAAACCGAAAAUAUUUGACGAGAGUGAUAAAGAAAUUGUUGGCGUCGCCGGCCCAUACAUCGAAGACACCAGUCUCAGACUUACCUGUGUUGUAAGUGGAGGUAAACCCAUGCCACGCGUUCGCUGGUGGCGCGGGGACAAAAUGGUGUCAAAACUGGAUCCAAUCGAAGAUGGUUCUCUACUCAGUACAUUAGAACUAAAGAUACCAAAACUCAAAAGGGAGUACUUUGAGGCUGUGUACACAUGCGCUGCUGAUAAUACUGCGCUGGUGCCGCCGUUGCGAGUCAAUGUGCAGAUCCAAUUGUAUCUGCGACCUCUACUCGUGGAGAUUUUGUCCAGAGAACAGCCACUAUCUGUUGGUAAUGAAGCUGAAUUAGCUUGCAGAGCAAUUGGUGCAAGACCACCAGCUGUGAUCACAUGGUGGCUUGAUAACAAGGAAAUGACGGUCACUGACCCACAAAAGGAUUCAGAAGACCGUAAUGAAACAAUAUCAUUUCUUCGAUGGACACCUCGUAUGGAGGACGAUGGUCACACUCUCAAAUGCCGUGCUACGCACUCUAAACUCGAACACGCUACUCUUGAAACGAGUAUAAAACUGGAUUUACAUUUUAUGCCGAUCGUGACGCUACAGUUGGGGUCCAAAAUGAACCCUAAUGACAUAGAAGAAGGCGAUGAUGUCUAUUUUGACUGCAUUGUAAAGGCCAACCCACCUGCGUAUAAAGUUGUAUGGGAACAUAAUGGCCAAGUGAUGACACACAACCAGCGCGCGGGAGUGAUUGCUGGCUCUGCACAUCUGGCGUUGCAAGGUGCGUCAAGAGAACAAGCUGGGAAAUAUGUGUGCAUCGCUUCCAAUGUGGAAGGUGACGGGCGGUCGGAACCUGUUAAUUUACAGAUACUAUAUAAACCAGUGUGUAAAAACCCAAUUAAUGCAAUUGUGGGUGCUGCCAUCAACGAAGCUGCUAAGGUGACAUGUGAAGUGGACGCAUUUCCACCACCUAAAAACUUUCAAUGGGUCCUUAACAACACUUCGGCAACAAAGGAGCUUGAUGCUGGUAAAUUCACAGUUGGGCCAGGACGAUCCGUACUAACAUUUAUUCCAACGGCUGAAACCGAUUACGGAUCUCUAUCUUGUCGGGCUACGAACCUGGCUGGCCAGCAAAUCGAACCAUGUAGAUACACCCUUCUUCCAGCCGUCAAACCAGAUCCACCUACGAACUGCUCAGCAAGGAAUUUGACGGAUGAUUCUGCGGAACUGCGUUGUGCUGCUGGUUACGAUGGUGGUCUACAAACUAUGUACUUCGUGGAAGCAUGGGCUGCAGGCGAGCUAAUCGCCAACGUAUCAACGAUAACUCCUGUCUGGAAGCUUCAAGGCUUGGGCUCUGAGACAGCUUUGAAGCUGGUUUUCUACGCAAGUAACGCACGAGGCCGAUCUGAAGUUAAUACGAUCAGAGUGCAUACAUUGUCAAGACUUGCCUUACACACAGAGGCGAAAAGCAACCACGUCGGUGUUGAUACCAGCUGGGCCCUCGGCAUCAUUGCAGGCAUCAUAGGAACACUUGCAGUACUGGCUGCUCUGGCUUUACUCGCGAGGAAACGGCAUAGACCGCUUCAGUAUGAAGCACCGGUACAAACAGUAAAGGCGUAUAAAGGAUCAAUGCAAAGUGCGAAUCACUCACCCAUAGGAGACGACAAGAACCCGGACGUAGUUCCUCUAGGAAAGGACUUCAACUGCACGAGAGAUUGUGAACGACCACCUGAACCGCCACCUUACGCUGCAGUUGUCUCGCCACCGGUUGGUUCAUCCCGUAGCGCACACAGCUUGCACGAUACCAGAUCAAAUACACCCCAUACACCGAACACGCCAGCGUCUGAUGCUCAGAGCAUCGGAACAUUGGCUGAUGACCGGAGAAGUGUGACAAGUGGAACUCUCUCCCGGCGGAGAGAAGUUGUCACGACGAGGACUCCUCUACUGGCCAACGCUAGAGAGAGUUGUGUAUAA